AUGUCGUUGCAAUUCUAACCUAAUGCUAUCUAAGUAUUAGGAGCAUUUUAGAGAGUCGGAUUAAAUUAAGGACAAGCUUACUAACCUGAUUAGAUAUAUUAAGCUUUAGAUCAAUUAGUAUAUUAAAAUUUAAGAAUAAUCAACAUAGACAGGCUAAGCUUAUGAUAGAGAUGUAGCCACUUAAAUUUAUGAACAAUGUACUCCAAAUUAAAGAGGAUAAGUUUAAAUUGAAGAAUUUUCACAGAUUUUGAUAUCUGCUGAUGCUAUGUUAAAGAAAAAGAUUAAUGAUACCGAAAAAUAAAUUUAGUAGUUGGUUGAGGAAUCAAGAGAUUGUUAAAGACAAGUAUAAGAAAUACAAUGUAUUUAUAUUUUAUAUUGAAGACACUCAAUAAUAAAAUUAAUAUGGUAUAGACACUGAUUCAUCACUUAAUUUAAUAAUAAAGUCAGCCUCAGGAAUAACAGUUUAAGAUUUUAUUUAAAGUUAUGUAUCAAUAUCAGUUGAUAAUAAUGAAUAAAUAGCUUAAUAAAGUGGAGGAGAUAAGUUUUAUCCAAUAUUUAAUGAGCAAUUAGGAUUGUAAAAAUAAAUUUUAUUUAUAUAUAGCUAAAUUAAAACUGGAAGAGAGAAUGUAACUCUGAGUUUAUUGAUCUAAGAUAGAAACUAAAAGAAAUCAUUAGUUGGACAAGCUAAAUUAGAUUUAGUUAAAUUAUAAGAUUAAUAAGUCCAAUCUCUCCAACUACAAUUAUAAAAUGAUAAAUAAUAAUUUGCUGCUCCAACUAUUUAAUUUGAGAUUUAAUGGAUUCAUAAUAAAGUAUAUACUUAAUGAAUAUUUAGCUAAAAUAUUACUAAGAACUGAUCUCAAAAUUCGAAGCUGAAAUUUAAUAACAUUAUAAUGAUAUUGAAGAUUACAAAAGAGAUUUAUUUGUAGUUUAAUAACCUUUUAUGGAUAAAAACUAAAGAUAGAAUCUUUAAUCCUCUUUGAAACCAUAGACAUCUUCAAAAGUGCAAACUAAUUCUGCUCUGCUUUAUUAAUAAUAAUAAAACUAACCAUAAAUAUAUAAGCCUACACCACCUUAAUAAUCUUAAAGAUAGAAUUAAGAUAAUAUUCAACCACAAUUUCAGGGAGAAGCAUCAGAAGAACUUAGUGAUGAAAUAUAUUAUGGAUUCAUCUUGUAUCUUCUGAUGAUUGUGUUAUCCAUGUUCUAAUGCUUUGCAAGACCAGCCUAUGUGGAUGUAAACUUCAGAUUAUAGUCUUAUAGAUUUUAUUAGGGAUUUUGUACUUGUUGAUUAUCAGUAGAGAUUGCUUUACUCCAGAAUACUUAAAAAUUGUAGGGGCAAUAACAGUUUUUAGCAUAGUUUUAGAUAUUUUUUGGAUAGCAAUAUACAAAGUAAUUUUGUACUAAUAUUAUAAUAGAAUUGGUGGAGUGGUACAGAUAAAACUUUACCCACUUGGGGAGAAGCAGGAGAUCCUAUUGUCAGAAUAACUAUAGUGUUUUGCAUAUUUAAUAUGAUUUUAAAGGUAAAAUAUUCUUAAUUAUAAUUAGACUGCCUUGUGUUAUAUAAUAUUUCAUUAUUAUAAAGCAGCUUAAUCAAGUUAAGUCUUAAAGAUCAAAGCAUGGUAGUUUGAAUUUUAGAUUGGAAUAUUAAAAUAAAAUCUCUUUACUUCAGACAAGAGACUCUUAUCUUGA
Paramecium pentaurelia is the source of this 1686-nucleotide messenger RNA. The record is from the annotation of a GenBank genome assembly. NCBI's taxonomy places the organism in Eukaryota, Ciliophora, Oligohymenophorea, Peniculida, Parameciidae.